Messenger RNA from Parastagonospora nodorum SN15, 219 nucleotides. RefSeq lists its product as hypothetical. The record is from RefSeq and is a predicted model, not a curated record. Lineage: Eukaryota; Fungi; Ascomycota; Dothideomycetes; Pleosporales; Phaeosphaeriaceae. The transcript has a single exon. Bases 1 to 219 code for a protein of 72 amino acids.
AUGCCUAUGUCCAAGCUAACCUUCGUCAACCCUACAAAGCGCGGCCCCUCUGCGCAAGCCACAGGGAAGAUGACGCCGUCCACCAUCAUACUACUCGUGUUUGGAUUUAUCUUCGAGCUUUGGAUUGUGUUCGCACUUGUGUAUGCACUUUUUACCAGGAAGAGUGGACGCCCAUACUUGGCUCGGGUUAAGAAUGCUCUCAUGUUUCAGCUGCGCUGA